AUGGGCAGUCAAAGAAGGCUUCUCCUCCUCCUGGCUCUCCUCUUGCUGACGCUGGUCGCCGGGGAAGGCGACGGCGCACUAUCCGCCGCCGGCACAGACGGAGCCAAUGCCACCGACGCGAGGCCGCCGGCCGGCGCGCCGCUCGACGUGCGGGCAAGGAAGUGGCGGCGGUUCCCGGCGACGGAAGGCCUUGUCACGAGCAGCGAGCGGAGGGUGCCCAACUCGUCGGACCCCCUCCACAACCGCUGA
Miscanthus lutarioriparius is the source of this 249-nucleotide messenger RNA. The record is from the annotation of a GenBank genome assembly. NCBI's taxonomy places the organism in Eukaryota, Viridiplantae, Streptophyta, Magnoliopsida, Poales, Poaceae.